Trichophyton benhamiae CBS 112371 is the source of this 906-nucleotide messenger RNA. RefSeq names its product SRP receptor beta subunit (Srp102), putative. The transcript has 2 exons. Bases 1 to 906 code for a protein of 301 amino acids. NCBI's taxonomy places the organism in Eukaryota, Fungi, Ascomycota, Eurotiomycetes, Onygenales, Arthrodermataceae. The record is from RefSeq and is a predicted model, not a curated record.
AUGCAAUGGAACUCCGCGAGUGAGAUCGCGACCUACCUGCUCUCAGCGAAUCCAGUUGCUAUUGUGGCCGCUUGUCUGGUGGCAUUCUUGUUUCCUUUGGCCUUACACCUCUUCCUAUACCGUACAGCUCCCACCAGCAAGUCUGAUCAGUUCAUUUUACUGGGCUCUAGCGGGUCAGGAAAGACAGCUCUCUGUGCUAAACUCGAAAAAGGUACAUCCUCAAACCUCGAGCCUCGACCAACCCAUACUUCCCAGGUCUCCUCUACGUUUCCGGUAGCACUUCAUCCGGCCGUUAGAAAAGGCUCAGACAAAUACCGUUCUGUCAAUGACCCGACAUUGGCACAGGCUGCCAAACAGCGGGUGACUUUCUCUCUCAGAGAUACUCCGGGGCAUGGGAAGCUUCGUGACCUUGAAGUUAUUGCCCAGUUGCUAGAUCCUUCAAAGCAGAAACAGUCCAAGACCAAAGUUCGCGGCGUGAUUUUCAUGAUCGACGCUAGUACUUUGAUGGACGCAGGUCAACUAGCCGAUAUUGCAAGAUACCUCUAUGACGUUCUGAUAAUACUCCAUCGUUUCUCAGCAUCCACUCGGGCACGCAGCACCCCCGUCUUAGUAGCAGCCAACAAGCAGGAUCUAUUUGCUGCUAUUCCGCCGGCCAUGGUGAAGGAGAAGCUAGAAGCCGAAAUCGAAGCAGUCCGAGAGACGAGACGUAAGGGUGUGAUCAAUCCUGAUGCGGAAGGUGAUGAUGAGGCCGAUGCUUUUGGCAGUCAACCUUUUACUUUCCAGCUUCUGGAAGAGGAAUCUGGUGUCAAGGUUGAUUUCCUCGGAGGAAGCGUCACGACGGAUUACAGAGACGAUGCCACGUCUGGCCUUCGGUCCUGGGAAGAAUGGAUGGGUCAAUGUCUAUGA